UGUGUUAGUUGCCUCUUGUGCUUCUCGCCUCUGGGUUGGUCGGGUUCGGUUCGGUUCAGUUCAGUUCUCUAGUCCCUAACAUUUGGCAGUGCUCGACGGGCCAGGGUGGAAGAUGGACGUGCUCGUUGCUGCCAAAUCUCUUGCGGCUAAGUCAUCCAGUGGUAGCGUUCAACUCUUGUUGAUUUUGUGAUCUUUUGUGUUUGUCCCCUUGUGCUCUUGUGAAAUCAAGAACGAAACGGAUAUCAAAAAUUUGUGAAAAGAUUCAUUUGUUUUCUGUUUUGCCGCAAUUAAUUAAACGAAAUUACAAAUAAUGGCAAGUGCCAGAAAGUCAAGUCGGCGAAGUUUGCCCAUGAUGUUCAUGUCGAAUCAGCACGUCCAGCGAACCACCAAUGUGGCUAAUCAUCAGGCCAUCAUUUCUGACUCAUCUGUUGGUUCUUUAACACACGACCUAGAUUUGUAUUACAUUCGACAAAUCGCCAGUCAUAUGAAGGAAUACGAUCUGGAACAAAAGAUCGAUGUCGAGAUCCGCAUUCGCGAAGGUACAACCAAGUUGCUGGCCGCCUGCCAACAUCCCAGCCAGGCCCUGGAAGCGGCCAAGACGUUACACACGUCCAACGAACGCAUGAAUGUCUACAUGACGGAAUUGCAAUCGCGAAAACGCGAGUUGUCGAGACCGGCGGCCGCCGUAACAACGUCAACGUCCUCAUCCCGCACGAGGAAAUCGGCGUGCCCGGCGCGACUCGGCUUGACGGAUUUACGCUUCCCGCUCAUGUGGAAAGAUACGGACCACUUCAAAAAUCGCGGCGACUAUCGCCGCUUUGCCGUUUUUUGCUUGGCCAAAGUUGGCACCGAAGUGAUGGACACGUCGCUCAUCACGCCCGUCGACCGCUCAGCAACCGACAUCACCUUUCCCGAUGCGCUCGUCUUCACUUCUGCCCAGCCAGAUUUCAAAUUGAAGUUGGAAGUGUACUCGUGCAUGCUGCAGGAUGAUUUGUCUAUCGCGUCAACGCCCCGCAAGCUGCAAAAAUCGCUACACUCGUCCAUUUCCCGGACGUUGGGCCGCAAAUUAUCGGCCACGCUGAAAGAUUCUCACGGCCUCAAGAUGGGACCGAAAUUCGAUCUAGUGGCCACCGUAACACUCGGUUUGGAUGAGGUGCACGACUCCGUCAAAUCUCACGAUCUAGUGCUUGAGAAUUUAGAAAAUCCCUGCCACCAGCUGCCUCUGUUCGACCAUUUUUGCUGCCGUCUUGCCGCCGAACCAGAUUGCCUAUCGAUUGAGCAGACGGCCAAUGUGACACUGAAACAUCACAAUAAAAUCAUCCAGAAAGCUUCCGGCAGUAGCAAGUCGAGCAAAUCGGAUCCGCCGACCGUGCUGGCGGCCCUGAGCGGAUUCAACUUGGCUUUCUGGAAAAAGAAAGAACAUCGACAAGACAAGAAUCGGAACCCUCUUCUGUCCGUCUCGCUUGGCCAAGGCGCGACCAUGGCCGACGACCACGGCGAGGUUGUCCUCACCGCCAUGGACGAUGACGAAGGCGAGGAAAAGCGUAUCGAGUUCCGGUGCUCCGACAGUAGUUUCAUAUCGGCCUUGAGUCAGCGCAUCGUCGACGCCAGCGCAUGGGGUCCGAAAGUAUCUCGCAGUCAAAUGGUAAUCCAUUCUCCUCAACCGACGAACGGUUCUCCCAACAGCCGGUGGGCUCCACGAUCCGGUUCCCUCUAUGAAGAUAUUCCACUUUUCGAAGAGCCACAGAAGUCAUACAGCAAAAGGCCGACCGUGCACGAAGUCUUUAGUUUAUCCAACAACCGAUCGACAGGAAUGGUGGACGGGCUGGAUAACGGCUAUAAAAGCAGCUCGAGGCUACAAAGUCAAACGGCCAUGCACCCGCCUCCUUCGCCACCGUCGCCGCCAAACACCCGGUCCAGGUCUUCGAGUACUUCAACUUCGUCAGGCUCUUUGCCCAGCUGGGGCUCCAUGAGGGGUUUGCCCAAUUUUUUUCGUUUUACUCGCACCAGCAUUCGGAAAUGACGAUGAAAACUAAUGGUUGACAAUUGAGCAAAAAGCAGAGCCACAAACGUCACUACACUUUUUAUCAGGAGCCUUGUGUGUACAACAACAGAAAAUGAUAAAGACAAAAAGAAUCUUUUAUGUUCCCAGUUGUUCCCCUUUCCUCUUGAAUCGUUAACGAAAUUUAAAUUUACAGAGUGUGCCUGUUUGUGUAUGAAUGAAUGCGCAUGUAUAAAAGUGGACGAUGAAUGGAAAAAAAAGAGAAAAAUCUCACGAUCGACGAGUCGUGUUUACGUAAAAAGGUAAACAGUCUGCCUUUAUAACAAUUAAUCUAGAAAUACAACGAUUGAAUAUUCAAA
Molecule: messenger RNA, 2361 nt
Organism: Daphnia magna
Lineage: Eukaryota; Metazoa; Arthropoda; Branchiopoda; Diplostraca; Daphniidae
Product: rhotekin
Exons: 9
Coding region: 311-2023 (570 amino acids)
Biological process (GO): mitotic cytokinesis; signal transduction; actomyosin contractile ring assembly
Cellular component (GO): actomyosin contractile ring
Source: RefSeq, a predicted model, not a curated record